AUGGCUACUAUGAUGACUAUAAGUCGUCUGCGAAAGCUAGAAAGAGCAGUGGCAGUGCUACUGCAGCCGCCACUGCCAUGGACUAUGAGUCCAGUGACGAUGACAGGCACUUUAAGAGGAAACCCUCUAGAAGUGGUUGAGAUGGAGGAGCUGCAAAACAAACGGAGAGCAUAG
Messenger RNA from Dovyalis caffra, 174 nucleotides. The record is from the annotation of a GenBank genome assembly. NCBI's taxonomy places the organism in Eukaryota, Viridiplantae, Streptophyta, Magnoliopsida, Malpighiales, Salicaceae.